CGUCGAGCUGUACAUCGUGCGUACAUUGCAGGCAUCGGUCAAAUCACAUACAGCUCGUCGCGAAUCUCUGGAAACCAGAUUCGACACAUCGCGUGCCUUUACUGGACCUACGGAAAAAGGACGAACCCGCAUCGAGCAAGUCUGCGAUCAUGUCCGCAUCUCAAGCAUACCCUCAGCUGGAUAACCUCUAUCCGGCACCUCCUUCCUCGAACCAACCCUCAUCCGAGUCCGCCCCGUCCUCCUCGAGACCCGCAGCUGGGCCCGGCGCAGGUUUCCCAGCCAAACCUCCUGCUCCUCCCGCCUCUGCAGGAUUCGGCAACUAUAGUUCUGCAGGGGGAUAUGGAGGUGCGGGUCCUUCCUCGGGUGUCUAUGGAAACGCUGGGAGGGCGCCGGGCCCGGGGAGCGGGAGGGGCUUGGGAGAGGGUGGGGAGAAGAAUGUCGCCCAGUUGAUCGUCGACCGGAGCAACAAGUUUCAACGAGCAUAUCAAACGCUCCUGGAUCGCUCGACACCGUUGACGACCCAAAGGUGGCUCGCUACUGGCUUCCUCUUCUUCCUCUUUGCCUUGAUUGUGGUUAUCGCUCAGGGAUGGUACAUCAUCUGCUACGCACUCGCUAUCUACCUUCUCAACCUGUUCUUGGCGUUCUUGCAACCCAAAUUUGAUCCGUCGAUACAACAAGACCUGGCUCAAGACGAUGUGGAAGAGGGAGCGCCCGGGUUGCCCGGUGCUGGUGGUUCGAGUUCAUCCAAGGGAGGUCUCAAGGGGUUGAUGAACGGAUUCUCGUCAUCUUCGAGCAACAACAACGGCGACGAGGAGGAAUUUCGACCGUUCAUCCGACGAUUGCCCGAAUUCAAGUUUUGGCUUUCGGCCACCAAGGCCACUCUGUUGGCCCUGUUGGCGACGACGACGAGGGCGACGGACAUUCCGGUCUAUUGGCCCAUCUUGUUGGUCUACUUUUUCACCCUGUUCGGGUUGACCAUGAGGAGGCAGAUUCAACACAUGAUCAAGUACCGUUACAUCCCGUUCGAUCUCGGCAGGAAGGCUACUUAUGGAAGCAAGAAGUAAAGAGAGGCAUUGACCGGUCCGAAGGGAAGGGGUGAAAGGCUCGCAGGGGUUGGAACGAGGGGAUGUACACGCACGGUAUCGACUGCGUUUUCUAGAGAGGGUUUUGAGUCGACGAUAGAUAUGACAUGUGUAUGACAUUUUCACA
This is a messenger RNA of Filobasidium floriforme, 1209 nucleotides long. RefSeq names its product ER to Golgi transport-related protein. NCBI's taxonomy places the organism in Eukaryota, Fungi, Basidiomycota, Tremellomycetes, Filobasidiales, Filobasidiaceae. The coding region runs from base 150 to 1064 and encodes 304 amino acids. The record is from RefSeq and is a predicted model, not a curated record. Gene Ontology annotation, cellular component: Golgi membrane. The transcript has 7 exons. Gene Ontology annotation, biological process: protein retention in ER lumen; retrograde vesicle-mediated transport, Golgi to endoplasmic reticulum.